UGGGCCGUCUCACUGGGUCAGUUGACAUCAAUUGCUAUAUACUAGCAUGUUAGACAUACAUUAUUAUUUGUUGGCUGUAUGGGUUCGGAAAAUAGCCGCGAAUAUUAGUAUAUAUCACCCGCCACCUUCAAUCCCACUCAAUUACAGUCUGAGAGGAUAAUUAGAAAUUCAAUUAUCAUGCCCGGCAUCGAGAUCGAGGAACCAGGAACCGGCCCGCUCGCCGUGAACGAUGGUGCUCUAAACCCCGAAGAUAUCGUCCAACUCACGCCAUCAUACUCCACAGAGCCCCUCGACAUCCUACGCGCCCGCUAUGAUAAGCAGGGCAUGCUUUUUCUAAAAGGAGUUCUCCCGCGUGAGGAUGUUUUACGCGCCCGCGCCAAAUACUUCGAGAUGAUGUCGCCCACUGGUGUACUCAAGGAAAACACCACCCCCGUACAAGGCAUCUUCAACCCAAAUCAUUCGCCGGACGAUUUCCCUGGCAUUGGGGCCGGUGCUAUCGGGAUGAAUGGCAGACCUGGUGGUGAGAACGCACAGGCAUUUGUCGACUUGGCCAUUCAAGCACACUACCAGGACUGGUAUACACAAGAUCUGUGUAAACACCAGGCGCUGCUGGAUUUCGUUGCCAAAUUCACGGGCUGGCACGAACACACCUUGGGCCUGAAGAGAUCUCUCCUCAGGAACAAUGUGCCGCGCACAAAGCCGAUUGGCGUGCAUUACGAUCAAAUCUUUCUUCGACACGGCGAGCCGACGAGUGUGACGGCCUGGGUGCCGAUGGGUGAUAUCAGUCUGACGGGUGGGGGGUUGAUUUAUCUUGAGGAUGGUGAUGCCGUGGGAAUCGAGAUAGAACAAAACUUUUACUCAAAAGCUCGCGAAUGCGGACUGACGGAAGAGGAGGCCAAAAACGCUUUCAAUAAGAAUAUGAUGUCGACUGGACUGCUUUCAGAAAACCCGGCCGAGUUUGCAAGGCAACACGGUCGGCGUUGGUUGGUAGCGGCAUAUGAGGCCGGCGACGUGGUUUUGCACAAGCCACAUGCUAUCCAUGCUUCUACUAUUAACAACGACCCGAAUAAUGUCAUUCGUCUGGCAACUGACUUGAGAUUUGUGAAUGAAUCUAAACCAUAUGAUGAGAGAUGGACAAGUUAUUAUCGAUUUGGAGAUGGGGUUUGAAGAUAUUCUUAACAUUGGUUAAUCAGGUAACGGCAUCCAGCGUCGCGUCUGGAUACUAUCGAUGAUCAAUCAUACGAUGCAUGCUUUAUUGUCCUUGAUGAAUCCUUUUAGGUCAACUUAUACAAACAAAUAGUUGCUUGUAUUAGAAAGAGCUUUCGUUUCAAAGUUUCGAUGGCCAGUAUGGUUCGAUUGAGAAUGAUUUUUAAUUUUUAUACUCACCAUUGAUGCUGAUAUUAUUCCUUUGCCGGUCUAGCUUCUAUAAAAUUCUACGAUACCUUCAGUACUUUAA
This is a messenger RNA of Talaromyces proteolyticus, 1456 nucleotides long. RefSeq lists its product as uncharacterized. The transcript is spliced from 4 exons. Lineage: Eukaryota; Fungi; Ascomycota; Eurotiomycetes; Eurotiales; Trichocomaceae. The record is from RefSeq and is a predicted model, not a curated record. Bases 178 to 1167 code for a protein of 329 amino acids.